Molecule: messenger RNA, 1137 nt
Organism: Cyclocybe aegerita
Lineage: Eukaryota; Fungi; Basidiomycota; Agaricomycetes; Agaricales; Hemipholiotaceae
Source: the annotation of a GenBank genome assembly
AUGCCUCGCGCGUAUGAUCAGAUUGUAACGAUUCUCGAAAGAGUGAAGUCUGUUCGCGAACAAAUCGCGUCUCUCGACAAUACCCUCAAGCAGACGGUUGUUGUAGAUGAAGGAUCAUCAGUGAAAACACGCGUGGAACAGGAGGAGCGUCGAAUUCAGGACCUCCAAGCUCGCACUGCUGAGCUCUCGAAGAAGAAAAGCAGCACAGUCCGCACCGAGAAACUCAAGGCAACUCGUCCCAAGGUCAAACAACAGCCAACUACCAAGCAGCCAACACCUGCUGCUUCACCCGCCUCCUCUCAUGGAGAGAAUAUAUGGACCACUCCCGGAGAGCCUUCUCGUGUUUUGUGCUUCACAGAUAACCUUCUUGAUGAAGAGGUUAAUCUCGGAGACGUCAGCACGACCUCUUUCGGAAGCCCACUUGCCAAUCUCAAGCCAACUCGGCUUUUCGCCGAUCCUGCCUUUUUAUCAGACGACAAGACCAUCGCACAAUCCACAAAUCUCGAUGAUGAUUCCGGUCCCUAUGAUGCUUCUGAAGUAGAGGAGAAGGAGGAAAAAGUCGAAGGGGUGAAGUCCUCAGCCCACAGUCUAGAAGCAGUUGCUGGGGAAUCAUCCAUACUCACUCCCAGAAAUAUCCCGUUGAAGGAUGUUCAAAAUGCUGAACCAUCACUCAAGAGUGCGGGUACCCCAGCUGCACGCCCGCGCAAGUUGAAAGUAAAUGUUGAGAUGGAAAGGAUCAUUUCGAAGAUAUGGUCAACCAUCAGCGAUGUAAUUGCGCCGCCGAAAGAAUCGAUGUCCGUUAGUGAAACUAUAAACCAUUUCCAACAACUUGCAGCGCAAUCUCCGCAACCAGAAUCUCCAGUCGCUUCCAGCACAUCCUCCCUUGUUGGUGAUCCAGCUGGUCCUCCAACAUUUCAGCAGGUCAUGACAGCACAGCUUUUGACAAUGCUAUUGUCCGCACCCAGUCAUUCAAUGUCUCUCAGCCAAGUGAAAGAGAACCUGGCGGCAAGAGCGAAGAGCACGGGUGCCGGUGUGACUGCAUCAAGCACAACCAGAGUCAUAUAUGGCUGUGUUGGAAAACGCCUUGUCAAGAUUGAUCGCGGAGGGCGCGAACAAAUUGUCAAGUUCGACAUUUAA